This is a messenger RNA of Fusarium subglutinans, 2841 nucleotides long. RefSeq lists its product as uncharacterized. Gene Ontology annotation, cellular component: nucleus; small-subunit processome. The transcript is spliced from 9 exons. The record is from RefSeq and is a predicted model, not a curated record. NCBI's taxonomy places the organism in Eukaryota, Fungi, Ascomycota, Sordariomycetes, Hypocreales, Nectriaceae. Gene Ontology annotation, biological process: DNA-templated transcription. The coding region runs from base 1 to 2841 and encodes 946 amino acids. Gene Ontology annotation, molecular function: DNA binding; zinc ion binding.
AUGGGUGUUCAGAAAAAGACUCGCAAGUUCGCAGAGGUGAAGCGACUCAUUGGUCGUCGCGAUGCCAGACUAAAGGAAAACAAACUCAAGGCUGAGCUCGCUCAGAAGGAAAAGGAAAAGAAGACCAUCAACGGCGAGCUUAUUCGAGAAGCGCCUCAGAUGCCAAGCAACAUGUUCUUUCAACACAACACAGCUCUCGUUCCUCCCUACAACGUCCUCGUGGAUACCAACUUUCUCAGUCACUCGGUGCAGCGGAAGCUCUCUCUUCUCGACUCCAUGAUGGAUUGCCUCUAUGCGAAGUGUAACCCUAUCAUCACAUCCUGUGUGAUGAGCGAACUUGAGAAGCUCGGACCUAAGUAUCGACUGGCCCUAAGAGUUGCAAGGGACGAACGAUGGACACGGCUUGAAUGCGACCACAAGGGCACCUAUGCAGACGACUGUUUAGUCGACAGGGUGCAGAAAUCCAGAAUCUAUAUCGUGGGGACAAAUGAUAAGGCGCUCAAGCAACGGCUACGAAAGAUUCCUGGUGUGCCAAUCAUGAGUGUGGCAAGGGCCAACUUGGUUCUGGCCAGCACUAAUGUCGUUGAGCCUGGUUACUAUUUGAAAGGGUCAUUAUGCGAUGUUCUAGGAGAGCAACCAUGUGGGCAAUGCUCCAAAAAGGGACGCGCAUCUCAGUGUACUUAUGCCCCAAAACCUGAACGGAAACGCCCUGCCAAAGGCAUGUCCGCACGUUUGAAGCGUCUCGAGGGCAUGGUGCGGGAGAUGAUGGACUCUGAAGGUGCAGUCCCAGGAACCCAAGCAGGUACCGGAGCCGGUGCAGGAUUGGCGAAUGGUACUGCUACAGGACCGGACGUCCAAGGCCAUGUCGUGCACAGCAAGAAAGGGGCAACCUACGUUGGCGCAACGCAUUGUAUGGCAAUGCUGGAAGAUAUUGAGGACUUAAAAGACUACUUUGAGCAGCCUGAAGAAGCGGGAGAGGAUCAAAUCCUAGACGACGAGAUUGAUCCAACAGAAGUCAUGUUGAACACAAGAGCUGGACCAAGGAACCGCGAGGAGCUACUUAGUCGCCUACCGGACAGAAUGGUCGCAGAUAGACUUCUUUCGCGUUACUUUGCGUCAAUGAGUCCUUCGCAACAUAUUGUUCACCGGCCAGUUUUCACCAGGCAGUAUUCUAAGUUCUGGCAAGACCCUAACGAAGCAUCAUUGCAUUGGAUAGCGCAAUUAUUCAUGAUGCUCAGUCUUGGCGUCUUUUUCAAUAACUUUAUAAACUCAAGUGAGCUCACGGGUGACUCUCCUCUCCCAGCCCAGGACCGGAUCCGUCACUACAAGGCUUGUGCCGGAUGGGCUCUCGUCUGGGGCAAAUAUACACAACCAUCCUCGGCGACGCUCCCAGCGUUCUUGCUCUACGUUGAGUCAUCUUUCCUCUUCAACCGUGCAGCUCAAAUGAACUGCUACGUACUCUCAGGCGUAUGCAUCCGUCUGAUGCUCAAGAUGGGUCUUCAUAGAGACCCAAGUAAGCUGGCGAACAUCUCACCUUAUGAGGGCGAGAUGCGGAGGCGCAUGUGGAACAUGGCCAUUCAAGUCGAACUUCUCGUUUCUUUCCACAUGGGCCUCCCGAGCAUGCUACAAGGUAUAGAAACUGACACGGCAGUACCACGAAAUCUAGACGACCAUGACUUUGAUGAGGAUUCGACGGAAUUGCCGCUUAGUCGACCACCUACAGACUGGACCUCUAUGACAUACCCGAUCCAUAAGACACAGAUUCUUCGAGUAUUUGGACAGAUCGCGAGACAAGCUCAUGCUCUGACACCGCCAAGUUAUGCUGAGGUCGCCAAGCUCGACAACUUGCUGUACGAGACCUGGAAGAGUGUCCCAUCUUUCAUGAUGGUACGGCCACUAGAUGAGUGUGUUGGUGAUCCGCCCGUUCUGCUCAUACAACGUUUUGGGUUGACAGCUCUAUACAACAAAUGCCGUAUUGUAUUGCAUCGUCGGUAUCUCGCAGAGGCAAUUCCGCAACGUGAGCAUGAUUACUCACGCAGGCAGUGUCUAGAGGGUGCUUUGUCGCUGCUCAAUUAUCAACACAUUAUCUGGGAAGCUUGCAAGCCAGGUCACGUAUUGAGCCAGCAUGGUUGGUUUGUCUCGUCCCUCGCGGUUCAUGACUUUCUCAUGGCCGCAAUGGUCCUUUACCUCGUCGUCAAAAAUGAAAACUAUUCAGAAGUUGGAAGUGACUAUGACUGGAUGUCGCAGAGUGCACCAACACCAACUAAAGAUGAAUUAAUUUGUAUGAUCAAGAGGUCUUGGCUCAUUUGGGCAGAUGUGUCACGAGACGCAGUGGAAGUCAAGAAAACAGCAGAUACACUGGCUACAAUGUUGGCUAAGCUCGGAGCUUCAGUUGAAGAGCCAGCAAGUGCCCUUGAACAAGCUGUUCCCAGUGCCAGUGGUGAUAACGAAUACUCUUCGCUUGGGGCUCCAUCUGUAGACCCUAGCACACUGGGGUCGAUCGGAGGUGAUCCGGCACUGCUCUCGAGUCUGGGGUUGGGGUCAUCGACGGGAUCUACAUCAGACCAGACACCCCUGGAUCUCAAUCUGGCAGGAGAUGCAGGAACUAGCAUGAACUUUGCGAAUAUGGGGACGGAAGGUCUUCAGUUUGAUCCGGCUUGGAUGGAUACUGCAGCUAGCAACAUGGAUUGGCGAUACCUCGACAUUUCGCUGGCUCACAGUCACGAUGCUGGACGCAACGAAGACACUGGUCAGACGUGGAUAGAGAGGGCACCGCCGUUAGAACAAAUGGAUAUCAUGGGUUCAGGAAUCUGGAUUCCAGGUCAUCCUGAAUCCACUUGA